AGCACCAUAUCAUCUGACAACACCGCAUUCGGGUGAGACGCCGCACGGUUCAGCAGGAUGAUGAUGGUGAUGAUGAUGAUGUGGGGACAUCCAUUGCAGCGGUAAAGAAUCUCCUGUGCGCCAGUUCAAGGGAAGGAGUUUGUUUCUUCAGAGAUGUCUGCAUUAAGUGACUCUGGCUUUGAGGAGGAUCUUCACACGUCUCCAAUCAAGGCUUCAAGUGCCAGACUGACACCAGACCUGCAGGAGUGUGAUUAUGAGGAGAGCUGCUUCAUCAUCCAGAGACACAAUGAGCAGCACUUUCUAGCGCAGAACUGCCUUGCGCGACAACCGCAGAUUACAGCAGAGGCUCGCAGCAAGCUGGUCAGCUGGCUCAUAGCUGUACGCAGACAGCUCAAACUGUCUUUUGAGUCGUGCUGCUUGGCUGUUAAUAUAAUGGACCGUUUCUUGAUCACAACCUCAGUGGCUGCAGACUGUUUCCAGUUACUGGGAGUGACGUCUCUGCUGAUCGCCACAAAACAGGUUGAAGUGUACUCGCCUCGCAUCACACAACUUCUGUCGCUUUGCUGUAAUUCAUUUUCCAGAGAGCAGCUGUGCAAUCUCGAAUGCCUGAUCCUUCUCAGACUCAAUUUUAGACUGGCUGCACCCACCCAUGCUUUCUUUCUGGACUACUUCACCAGUCGCACUACUGGAUAUCAGACUGAUGGAGCCAUCGAUAAGAUGGUCACUACACAGGAUAGAAAUGCAUGGAAGGAGCCUGAGAAGAAGUGGAAAUGGUUGGCUUGUAAAGUCUGUGAACUGAGUUUGGCUGACUACACAUUUAACAAGUAUAUGCCGUCUGUGAUUGUGCUGUGUGCUAUGAAACUGGCAAAAGAUCUCCUGAACACGCAAUCAGUGCAACCCACAGACAACAACGCUGGCUCAUCAAAGACGUUGGAGUCAUUUUGUUUUGAAGAGUAUCCAACAUUUGAAGCUCAGCUUUUGUUUCAGCAAUGCACAGAAGAUCUGCAAUUGUUGGUUUCUCUUAAUCAAGACGCAGUUCAGGACUUUAUAUCACUAUAAACUAUUAGUUCAUUUAACAAAAUGAUCACAUUGCAAAUUUGCUGAAACUUACUUAAGUAAUUCACUUGCUGAAGAAAAUGUGCAAAAAUGCAAAGAUACUGUAGUAAUUCAAUGUUUACAGAAUUUCUCUUUACAUUUUACUCCAUAAGCUGAAUUAAAGGCUGGA
Labeo rohita (rohu) is the source of this 1225-nucleotide messenger RNA. Its product is annotated as cyclin-O. Gene Ontology annotation, molecular function: cyclin-dependent protein serine/threonine kinase regulator activity. Gene Ontology annotation, biological process: regulation of cyclin-dependent protein serine/threonine kinase activity; mitotic cell cycle phase transition. The transcript is spliced from 3 exons. The coding region runs from base 154 to 1059 and encodes 301 amino acids. Gene Ontology annotation, cellular component: centrosome; cyclin-dependent protein kinase holoenzyme complex; cytoplasm. NCBI's taxonomy places the organism in Eukaryota, Metazoa, Chordata, Actinopteri, Cypriniformes, Cyprinidae. The record is from RefSeq and is a predicted model, not a curated record.